Molecule: messenger RNA, 1131 nt
Organism: Saprolegnia diclina VS20
Lineage: Eukaryota; Oomycota; Saprolegniomycetes; Saprolegniales; Saprolegniaceae
Exons: 2
Coding region: 1-1131 (376 amino acids)
Biological process (GO): carboxylic acid transport; transmembrane transport
Cellular component (GO): plasma membrane
Molecular function (GO): carboxylic acid transmembrane transporter activity
Source: RefSeq, a predicted model, not a curated record
AUGGUCAACAAGUUCUUCCUCCGCGGCCUCGGCUUCUUCAACGACGCGUACGACCUCCAGGUCAUCAACAUCGUCAACAUCAUCCUCAAGCACCAGUACCGCACCGAGUACACGGCCGACAUGAAGUCCAACGUCUCGACGGCCGCGCUCAUCGGCGCUGUCCUCGGGCAGCUCACGUUUGGCUUUCUCGGUGACAUGUACGGCCGCAAGAACUGCAUGAUUGCGACCUGCGCCAUCUUGAUCAUUGGUGGCAUCCUCACGGCCGCAGCCUACGGCGGCUCGGCCCAUGGCACGCUGUGGUUCUUGGUCAUUGCGCGCGGUGUCCUCGGUUUCGGUAUCGGUGGCGAGUACCCGCUGGCGGCGUCGUCGUCGUCGGAAGAUGCCACGUCGCCCGCCGACCGCAACCGCCGCGUGUCGCUGACGUUCUCGCUGCAAGGUGUCGGCUUCUUCACGGCCGGCAUCCUCGGUUUGAUCAUGGUCAACGCUCUCGAUGAGACGGACCAGAACCUCGAGAUCAUGUGGCGCGUGCUCUUUGGCUUUGGCGUCCUCCCGGCCUUGUUCCUUAACGUCUUGAUCUCGCUCGUGGCGCUGCCGGGGUACUACGUCGCGUGCUACUUCAUCAACAAGAUGGGCCGCAAGCGCAUCAUGCUCCAGGGCUGCACGGUCAUGACGGUCGUCUUCCUCAUCCUCGGCAUCUGGUGGGACGAGAUCCGCAAGUCGAGCGCCGGCUUCAUCGUGCUCUUUGGCUUGACGCUCUUCUUUGCCAACUUUGGCCCCAACAUGUCGACGUUUGUCAUGCCCACCGAGAUGUACCCGACCGCGAUCCGCAGCUCGUGCCACGGCUUCUCGGCCGCCAUGGGCAAGGCUGGCGCGUCGAUUGGGUCGUAUGGCUUCUCGCUCUGGGUCGACAACCCGAGCUUUGGCUACGUCGGCACGUGGUUUACGUUUGCGGGCAUCUCGGUGCUCACGAUUUUGCUGACGGUCUUUUGCAUGUUUGACAACAAUGACGAGGCGAGUGUCAUGGACAACGACUUCAAGGCCAAGCUCGCCAUGGAAGACGACGACGUGCGCAAGUCGUUUGUGAGCCAGAUGGAAGAGCCGCUCGACCACUACGUCGAGAACAAGGCGUAG